Diprion similis is the source of this 4748-nucleotide messenger RNA. RefSeq lists its product as uncharacterized. The coding region runs from base 323 to 4312 and encodes 1329 amino acids. The record is from RefSeq and is a predicted model, not a curated record. NCBI's taxonomy places the organism in Eukaryota, Metazoa, Arthropoda, Insecta, Hymenoptera, Diprionidae. The transcript has 9 exons.
UCUUUCUUUCUUUUACCAGCCGGUAAUUAGAACGACUGUUAAUUGUGACCGGCGGAUUCUUGGGUGGAAACGCGCGUAGAUCGAGUUUGAGAAAACGCGCUUUUGUCGUUACACAGAUAAUCGGCGUUGAUACUUCAUUUUUAAUACGCGGAAAAGUGUCGACUGAUUGAGGUGUGCGUCGAGUGGAUCCUACAGGUGUGUUAAAUCGUAGUGAUUUGGAUUGGAUUGACACACACAUCGCGUCGUCGCGGGAUAUAUUCUAAGUGUCUGCAAUAGCUGGGUCGCCAUGUUCCUUGACCCCUAGAAGCGCACCCGAUCGAAGAUGGGGAAUAACAGCAGCUCCCAUCACCACCAUGCACAAAAUGGAGUGGCUCCUGAAAUGGGACCGGGAUGGACCCACUCCUUCCCACGGGAAAUGCAGCGACAACAUCUGCAAUCCUCGGGUCACAAGGUUCUCCCUGAACCCCCGAAUCAAAGGCUACGAGCAACGAACAAUGGAAACAUCAUCCACAACGGUGGGACCAUCAGCGGACGGAGGCCAGCCGCGCUGACGUUGCCACACGAUCUUAACAAGCAAGCUGCCUAUCGUACCAGAAGUGCGUCAGCAUCAAAUUUUGGGCAACCGAGAGCUCAAAAUGGUGAUCUUCAAUACCAGCACGGGGAUCCGAGAGACAGGGAAUUCCAGGAAUUCAAAAGGUUUGGAAGUGAACCCGACCUCAGAUACUCGCCCACUGAACAGGGGAGAUACGAGCGCCAUCAUGGGUAUCCGGAAAGAGAUUCUAAAGAACGAGACAGCAGAUACAACAAGGGUAAGAAGAAGUACAAAGCACCGCCUCCGCCGAAUGGAGACGGCUCAUCGCCGGACUCCUACAACUGGUCACCUGGUAAUGACAGAGAAUUGAUGAGGCCUGGAGAGGAAAUCCGACCACCGCCUAGGAAAUCGAGACUCUUUAAGACUCGCGCCGAGACGAAGAGGGCUCAGGCGAAUUGGAAUUCGCUUCAAGAACGGGAAGUUGAGAGCAAGAAGUGGAACGACGAGCAAUCCGGCAAGGAGAAUCUUGUUUGGAAGCAACAGCAAGAACGCUGGGACAAAGAAGAAAGAAGACCCAAAGUUUUCGAUGGAAAAAAUACACUCCAGCGGAGUUUGAGCAGCCCAGAGUUUCAGGCCGAGCUCAUGUUAGCCGCGAGAAAAGUUAGGAGUAAAAUGAAUUAUCAGAGGGAAGGUCCGGUGGGUGAAGCCAGGCCUACGAGUCACAGAGAAUAUUUAUCGAUAAAUCAAAAAGAAUUCAUUGAUGAGAGACGCAUCGAAGGGAAGAGCGCAAGACAACAGGAAGAACGGUUCGUCGACGAACGGAGAGCCGAGAAAAAGAAUUCGAGAAACCAGGAAGUUUCCUACGAUCAUAGAAGAACUGAACAGCACGAUAGAGGGUUUCAGAGGGGGCCUUUGAAUGAUCAUCAAAACGAACGAAAUUCAUGGCGAAAUAAAAUGUUGAAAAAAUCUGCGACUUACGACGAUGAGAUUGCUGCGUCACAACGUAUAAUUGCCGAGAAGAAGUUGUUCAUUGACAGAAUUGAGAAGCGUGGACAAUCUUUGGAUGACCGACUCUCUGAUAAACAGAAAAUCGAGAAUUUUGAAGAAAGGAGAGUUGAUCAGCAUCGGCACCAAGUAUUCGACGAUUUCGUAGAGAUGGAAAAACGAGGCGAAUCACAGACGAGAGCUGAGAGUCCUAUGAGACAGUAUAGGGACAAAAGUAACGAUCAUAGAAGUCAGGGUUCAGGCAGGGAAAGUACCCCAGAGCCAUCAAAAAGUAAGGAUCUCGCAAAUUUUGAUCUGCGUAACAACAUUAAAACGGAUUUCCGAAGCAGUGGUUAUAAAAACGGGGAGAAUAGACGUUCAGAGCCUAUUCCGAAAACAGACAAUCAGGAAUUAAAUUCGAAAGAAAAGCUGUCGAGGAAAUCGGGUGUCAGGAGUACACCAGUGAAAAAUUGGGAGAUAUUACCACCAGCUGGGAAAUCGCCUCCAAAGACAUUCUACUUUGGCAUGGAUAUCACUGCGACUUCAAAGGAAUCACGAGAUCUAAUGGAACGUCAGAUGGAACAGAUUCAAGCAAGGCUUAAUCACAACAGAGAACUUAGUAGCUCACCUGAAACCUCACCUGGUGAGAUGGAUGAUAAUUUUCAGGAUAAGAUACUACAUACCGGCGAGGACAUUGCUUUGAAGUUACGGCCUACACUGCCGAAGAAGCAAUUGGAAAUUCCUAGGUUUUCACCGUCCGCUGCUUGGAGAUUGCUAUCUGCAUUAGAUGCCCCAUAUCCCACUAUGAGUACAGCAAGUGAAGAAGGACCGGUGUUAUUCGAAGAACGCAUAGAACGUUUAUCGAGACCACCGCCACCUCUGGUAGCUCUUGGUCCACGAAGUUCGCACGACAAAUCUGGAGACUCCGGUAUUUCCGGUGAUGCUGGAGCUCUCAAUGACGACCCGUUGGAUAUAAUUCCAAACCGAGCAAAGGCUUCGAUUAGACCAGCAUGGACACCUCAACAAGAUCUGGGCGAGGAAUCUAGUAGCGAUGCAGGUGUUGAUUCUCCACCGCCUAUGGCUACACCAGUCAAGUUUCCUCCAAGACCUCAUGUUUUUUCUCUAUCCUUGCCCAGAGAUGACAACAGAAUGUCGUUGUACAAUCCUGAAUUCAAGAACAAAGAGUCGUCAUCUUUUAAUUCCUUGCAGAAAUUGAAAAGGUCUGUCUCUGGAGCUCUCGGAUUAGGAGCCAUAGAUGUUGACCGGAAACAAGAUAACGAUGUUUUAGAUGGGAAUUGGCUUUUAUCUACGAGUGCUCCAAAUUCUUUGCAACACACUCCACCAAACGUUGAAGGAACUAAUACACCCUCUCCAGGAUGGGAGACCAAUUUUGCGGAAAAUGAAGAUGACGAAAAGCCUGAAUUUCCGAUCAUCAUGAAACCACCAUCGUUUUCUUAUUUAGCCGCUGGUGGACACGUCAUGUAUCUACCUGAAUCCAAUGCUACCGAAUAUCAAACGCAGAGUCUCAAUUAUCGUAACAGUAGUGCUGAGGAAAAAAAUUCAAAUAACUCUAAUACAAAGUAUAAAAAGAGUACAAACGAAUCGAAAAAAGUAUUCAGAUAUCCCAGUGCAGACACUCAGAAAUAUUCCAAAGAAUCCAAGGAGUUUGGGCUUUUCAGGGAAAGACGAUUUACUGAUGGUGGGUUAACGUCAAGAAAGUAUUCAAACUUUUCAAAAUCAUGCGAGAACAUUUCGGAAAUGAAACAAAGAGAACGUUCACCGUCACCUGGACCGGAAAAUUUACAAGAUGUCAAGGAUAGUUUAUCUGAUCUAAAGUCGUCUGCAAAACGUAAUUCUAAAAGUAAACGGUUUACAUUCCAGUCAACAGUACGACAAAUUGAGAGACGCAGACUAGCAGAAAAGUUGUCUCGAGAAGCGGAAGCUAAGGAACAGCAAAGAAAAGGAGAGUUAGAAGCAAUGAGAAAAGUCGAAGAAGAGUUUCAGAAAAAACGUGCAAGAGAAAAGGCCAAUAUUAGGCAACAGCUUCGACUGUUCAACAUGGAUGAAAAUACCGGAAGCCUACCAGUUGUCUGGGACAAUACGCAGUUAUCUCGUGCGGACCCUGACGGUGCACCUUCAUCAUCAGCUUCAUCCCCUACCUCGGCGCCGCCUAGUAAACUAUCAGCGGCUAGAAAAAACAGUGCUAGUAGUGACGAAUACAAUCGAAAAGCUAAUCUUAGUUUACACCAUAUGCAUUCUGAACAUCGGCAACAUCAACAACAAAGAGAGUAUAAAGACUACAGGUCAAGGUAUUACGACUGUGGUCCUGAAAGCGCACCACACAUUGAAUUCAAGCAAACUACAAUUCAUCCAAAAGUCGUGUACGAUAUUCCCAAGAGCGCUCCUGUCUUCGUUGACGCAAAAAUUCAUCCAAACAAACCAUUAAAUCUCAGUUCUACUCCUAGGUCAGACAACUAUAGGAAAGAUUUUGCACACGGUGCCGUAGCAGCAAGAUCGUCGCUGGCAAGCAGCGAUAGCGAGUUAUCUCAGCCAAAUACCAGGCCACAUUCACGGCAAACGCCAACUAAAGUUAGGAUUCAUCGAUCUAGGUCGGCAAGCCCUGCCAGGAGCCAUGAGGAUGCCAGCUCGGAAGAGGAAUCCCCCGUCGAACCAAUCACACGUGAACGAGUGCCGUCAAAUAAUUUGAUGCUAAACGCGAUUCAACCAUUUGUCAGGGAAAAAAGUUAUCGACCGAUAUCUUACAACCCUCAGUCUUCUCCACCCAUUCCUAGUUAAUUUCUUCUGAAAAAUUGCGACUUUAAUCUGUUAAUAAUAAAUAGUAAAUGAUAAUAAUAUAUUAAAUAUAGUUUUAUCAAUAUUUUAUAUACAAAAUCAUGUAAUAUAUCAUUGUUUUCUGUUCUAUGAAUUAUAUAUGUACAUAUAAAAAUCCUUCCAAAGAGAAUUUUUCUGCAAACGCAAUGCCCUAAAGUAUAAAGAGCUAAGUAAGUUAAUUUAGAAAUUUGGGAUAUUUCAUACCAUAAACUGAAAUUUCUGCAAUUAAUUUCUAUUAUUACGUACAUACAUUGAGUAGUACACUUGUUGGUAUUGUUCAAUCGAAACUGAUUCAUUAAUUUUAAUGGUAUGCUCAUAAUUCACAAUAACAUCAUCUUAAAAAAUAUGUUAGGCAAGAAAAAAGAAAAAAAAAUGUGUCAUCGUGAAAUUCACAAGAAAA